Molecule: messenger RNA, 320 nt
Organism: Spodoptera littoralis (African cotton leafworm)
Lineage: Eukaryota; Metazoa; Arthropoda; Insecta; Lepidoptera; Noctuidae
Source: the annotation of a GenBank genome assembly
AUAAACUUGUUAGAGUUAGUUUAGCUCUUUAAUAUAAAAUAGAGUUAAUAUGUUUAAUAAGAUUUUCUCAAUAAGUAUAUUAUUAUAUGCAUGGGAACUGUAAAGGUUUUGUGUUUAUUUUUAAUGUUUGUAAUAAUUUAUUUCUAAUUGAUAUAAUUAGAAAUAACCUCUGCCUAGAUCUUUUUUUUUUUAAGGGGGGAAAAUCAUCGAAUGACUGCUCCCGCCUGGGUGAGGCGGAAGGGAGUGUCAGACUCUACUGACUAAAAACCACCCCCGUUCCUUCUCCUGCACGUCGAGCCGGAGCCCCGGUUACCCGUUAG